AUGGCAGAAACGGUCCCAACGAAGCGCUAUGAAAAGAUCGAAGAGAAGGAGAACGAAGACGUGAAAGAGAUUGUGGUAAGUUAUUGUUUGAUUGGUUCUCCAAAUUCUAGGCAAAGAGGUUGAAGACAGAAUCUCCAAUUCUACGUACUCCACCGCGACCAUCAAAGACAAAGGCCCUUUCUUGGGAAGAAAUUCAAGCGAGAUUAAGAUCACCCAGUUUUACAAAUAAAGUGAAGGAGACGACGACGAAGAUGUUGAAUCCUGUGAUUGAUCCAAAAGCCAGGGACAGGGAUAACAGAUGUCGAAUGCAUGCCAAAGAUGACUGUUCUUGUUGUCGUCCUUACUUUGAUUCUCUUGGAUUAUCCGAGAAAGAGACCCUGAAGAGAAUUCAACAAGUUGGAAAACAUCGAGCGGUGUUUCAUUAUCCAAAAACCCCUCCGAGAUAUUGGGAUCUUGAGUUACGCGAACGCUCACCUAAGAAAUCUCCAAUUAAUCCUGGUGCUGAGAAAAGAAGGAAGUAA
Bursaphelenchus xylophilus (pine wood nematode) is the source of this 521-nucleotide messenger RNA. Lineage: Eukaryota; Metazoa; Nematoda; Chromadorea; Rhabditida; Aphelenchoididae. The record is from the annotation of a GenBank genome assembly.